AUGGCUUUUCAAAAUGCUCAAGAUAUCAAGAAUGCCGCAAUACAAGAACGUCGACAUAGCUGGCCACAUCAGCCAAGGAUGAUGUAUCCUAACUUUAGCUCAAAAAAUAGCUCAAGGUUUAAUUCACUAUCGUAUCUACGACGAUUAUUUCGCCGGAUAUCUCGAGUUAUUGCCGAUACUCUAAUGCAACCUAAUCUUCUUUGUAUGACCGUCAAUGCAAUUCCGUGGAUGAUACAAUCACUCUAUCGAUGGAUCAAGAAAUGCAUCAUCUUCUUAUCUUUAUAUCUAUGGGAUUGUGUAUGCUUAAACUAUAUCAGGGCUUCAGAACGUGCUGAUUUAGAUGGAACUUCGGCGAUGGAUGAUUCAUUAGCGAAUAGAUUAAAAAAUGUCCAUUUUCAAAAUUACCAAAUCCGCUUAGAUUAUGAUCUAUACGGCAAUAUUGUACGAAUGCCAUGGAGUUAUAUUUUCAGCCUCUUUGCUAUGAUCUAUUUAGUUACUAGUAUCAUCUUUACCUUUGCUUAUGUUUGUGCCGAUUUAAUUGAUUUUGAACUUGGUUAUUCAUGCUGGCAUUGGUUAGUUUUUAGCCUAUCGACCACUACAUGCUUAGGUUCCGAUAGUCUGGAUCCUGAUCAAGCUCAUCUUUUAUUAGUUUUGUUAGCUAAUUUACAAGCUUUCAUAUCUCAGUUAUUACUAGCAUCGGUGACUGGUAUAGUCUUUGCUCGUUUCUCACGACGACGAAGACAAAUUCAAUUUGCCGAUAAAUUAAUCAUCAAUCGUAUUAAUGGUGUUUCCUACUUGCAAGGAAGAUUCACACCCAUUCGACCAAGAUAUGGCGUAUUUAAUUGCAUUAUUCAGUUGUACUUAACUCGAUCCUAUCAUACUGAGGAAGGAGAGAACGGCUUUAGUGUUCAUGCAUUACCGCUUGCUUGUGAUACAUUCCCAAUUGUGGCUAUGGCGGUUAAAUUUUCUCAUCAAUUAGAUGAUUCAAGUCUUCUUAGGCAAACCUUGACGAAUUCAUCGAAAGAUUUUGGUCUAAUCGUUUGUGUCAUGGGUGCUGAUGCUUGUAAUAUGAAUCCAGUGUUUGAUCUUAUUCGAUAUCGUCGAGAACAUAUCGUCAAAAAUGCUCGCUUUGCCAAUAUGGUAGAAAAUAUCUAUUCCAAAGACAACAAAAAAGAUGUUUAUAUCUUUUGUGAUAAAUUAAGUCAAGUCAUACUGUUGAAAGAUUAUGAAACGGAAGAGAGUUCUGAAGGCAAAGAAAUAUGA
Trichoplax adhaerens is the source of this 1263-nucleotide messenger RNA. RefSeq lists its product as uncharacterized. Bases 1 to 1263 code for a protein of 420 amino acids. Lineage: Eukaryota; Metazoa; Placozoa; Uniplacotomia; Trichoplacea; Trichoplacidae. Gene Ontology annotation, biological process: regulation of monoatomic ion transmembrane transport; potassium ion import across plasma membrane. The record is from RefSeq and is a predicted model, not a curated record. Gene Ontology annotation, molecular function: inward rectifier potassium channel activity. The transcript has 3 exons. Gene Ontology annotation, cellular component: plasma membrane.